CAUGAUGUUCUUUUUUCUAAUCUAAUAGGGAGAACUGAGGAAGAGAAAACGAGAAGAGAAGGCAUGGGUGUGGACUACUACAAGAUUCUUCAGGUUGAUAGAAGCGCCAAAGAUGAUGAUCUCAAGAAAGCAUACCGAAAGCUUGCCAUGAAGUGGCAUCCUGAUAAGAACCCUAACAACAAAAAAGAGGCUGAAGCUAAAUUCAAGCAAAUCUCCGAAGCCUAUGAUGUUUUGAGUGAUCCACAGAAGCGAGCAGUGUAUGAUCAGUAUGGUGAGGAAGGGUUGAAGGGGGUGCCACCCCCAGGUGCAGGUGGUUUUUCCAGCGGCAGUGACGGCGGGCCGACAACAUUCCGGUUCAACCCCAGAAGUGCAGAUGAUAUAUUUUCAGAGUUUUUUGGGUUUUCCAGUCCCUUUGGUGGAAUGGGGGACAUGGGUGGGCGUGCUGGUGGCUCUGGAUUUUCAAGGGGUGGCAUGUUUGGUGAAGAUAUUUUUGCUCAAUUUCGGAGUGGAGCUGGAGAGGGCUCUGGCCAUAUGCCAAGGAAAGGUGCAGCCAUUGAGAAAACAUUGCAUUGUAGUUUGGAGGAUCUGUAUAAAGGGACUACCAAGAAAAUGAAGAUUUCGAGGGAUGUUUGUGAUUCCAGUGGGAGACCGACCACAGUAGAGGAAAUCCUUACAAUUGAGAUCAAGCCAGGUUGGAAGAAAGGAACAAAAAUAACUUUUCCAGAAAAGGGAAAUGAACAAAGAGGAGUUAUACCUGCAGACCUUGUCUUUAUAAUUGAUGAGAAGCCUCAUAGCCUCUUCAAGAGGGAUGGCAAUGACCUUGUUGUCACCCAGAAGAUAUCUCUGGUAGAAGCCUUGACGGGUUACACAGUGCAGCUGACAACCCUUGACGGACGCAAUCUUACAAUCCCCGUUAACUCCAUUAUUAGUCCAACUUAUGAAGAAGUUGUCAAGGGCGAGGGUAUGCCAAUUCCCAAAGAACCAUCCAAGAAAGGAAACUUGAGAAUCAAGUUCAAUAUCAAGUUUCCCUCCAGGCUUACAUCAGAACAAAAAAGUGGCAUUAAGCGGUUAUUGACGUCUCCAUAAGCAUUUGUGGUAGCUCUUCCUACCAUUUACCUAACUGUAAGAUUUCGGUUGUUUUAUUUUUGGUUUUUUGAUUUUCAAAUGGAAAUUCCUGCAUCUUUGAACUGGAUUUCAAUUAGAACAGUUUAUUAGAGUAUGAUAUUUGUUAAUUGUUUCAUGUCUUUAGUUUUUGGUAGUGACAAUUUUCUUAACCACUUACACUCUUGUUUAUGUGAAAUGUGCCUGCGAAAUUGAAUUUCUUUGUACUUGC
This is a messenger RNA of Abrus precatorius (Indian licorice), 1333 nucleotides long. Its product is annotated as dnaJ homolog subfamily B member 4-like. Bases 64 to 1086 code for a protein of 340 amino acids. The record is from RefSeq and is a predicted model, not a curated record. Gene Ontology annotation, molecular function: protein-folding chaperone binding. NCBI's taxonomy places the organism in Eukaryota, Viridiplantae, Streptophyta, Magnoliopsida, Fabales, Fabaceae. Gene Ontology annotation, cellular component: cytosol. The transcript is spliced from 4 exons.